ACCAUCGACUCUUACUCUCACCGUCAUCCUCAGGCCUGGCUCUAGGAUUCAACAAGUACUAUCCACGCAACUCCGACGGAGAGAAGCAUGACGGUCUCGAUUCUUACAGAGGCAAACACGCGUUGGGCGGCAGAGCACGUAAGACUGACCGAGGCAUUCUAAUUGUCAGAUAUUGAACUCCUGGGACAACAACCACAUCGAGAUGGAUGUGCGCUACAACGCCGAAAAAAGAUAGGAAACUAUUCCUCGACGCCUAUGUUGUCUUUCCGAUGAAAUCCCCACGGAUCCCAAGAAUACACGUUAUGUCGUUGUCUCAGGAGCGAGGUAGAACGAUGACAGAGAAGAAUGGAAGGUUCGUCAUACACGAUACUGAUGAAAACCGGAGAACGUGGGCUGCGUUGGAAAAGUCAACUGAUGCUCAGAACCACUAUAAGAAUGUGCAAGUCCCGCGUCUGGAGUCUCUGUUGGAUGUUUCAGAGCAGUGCAACUCAAAUCCGGCGGUGAAGAAGGCAAAUGAUCAAUGGAACAAAGCACGUCAGGAGAAGCUAUCCCUCGAGAGCCAACGUCGCAAGUUACCACCCACCGCGACAUCCAUUACCGCUGUCAUGCAUUCGGACACAUGCGUCCUCGUCGCGCUCGUCCGGUGUCGCCAGCUUUAGCGUUCGCAUCCUGAACAAUGCCGCUAAACAGUCCGCGAAACAUAAAUAUGGGUAGAACGCCUUCACAAUUCGAAAGAUAAGUCUGUGGGAGGUUGUGCCAUCACAGGUCUUUGACAUCAGCAUGCUUGGCAAUCUUACAUGAUCAAGACUGGAGGUAACCAGAAGAAGGCUCAAGCCCUUCGGCACAAUUCGACAGCACUUUUAAUGCCUUGUGAGCAGGUGUGAGUUUGUACAGUAUGGCGACUUUAUAGCGAGGUGGCGCUUACUAUCAGCUUUUGUCUAUAUGAACAUUGGGAUUAUGAGUAGGGUUAGGCUG
This is a messenger RNA of Marasmius oreades (fairy-ring Marasmius), 975 nucleotides long. RefSeq lists its product as uncharacterized. Bases 207 to 659 code for a protein of 150 amino acids. The transcript is spliced from 8 exons. Lineage: Eukaryota; Fungi; Basidiomycota; Agaricomycetes; Agaricales; Marasmiaceae. The record is from RefSeq and is a predicted model, not a curated record.